AAAAUUCAGGGCAAGUGCGGCUACUGGGCCAAUUGCUACGCCCUGCUAUCUCCGGUCCUUUUCAGUGCUGCAUAGUUGUACAGUCCCACUCAGCCUGCUGAGUGUCCUGGCUGUCUGCGGCGCUGCUAGUGGCUGCUCCUUCAGUGUCGUCGUCACUUUGCAUUGACACUUGUCUAGCCGCUCACACGCUCACGCUCACACGCAGCACCCGCCGCCAUGCAUCCCGUCACCGCACCCAGUCUGCUCUCUCGAGCUUCGACUUCGUCUUCCUCUAUCCGUUCUAAUAUCUUGACCUGCUCGCGAUCUUCCUUCCGUCUCCAGCAGCGAUACCCGGCGCGUCGCUUCUACUCCUCCGAGCCCCCCAAGAAGCCUUCGGGCAUCAAGUUCUGGCCUUUUCUCGUGGUCAUCGGCGCUGGUAGCUUAGCUUACAAGGUCCUUAUCGACCAGAGAGCAGAAAUGGCCACCCUCCCCGCCCCGUCCCGCAAUGCCGCCCUCCCCUCCCCCCAAAAGUCAACCCCGACCUUCUCCGCCUCCGACGUGACCGUUCUCUUCGUUCUCGGCGGCCCUGGCGCCGGCAAGGGCACCCAGUGCGCCAGGCUCGUCUCCGACUAUGGCUUCACCCACCUCUCUGCCGGCGACCUCCUCCGCGCCGAGCAAGACCGUCCCGGCUCCCAGUUCGGCCAGCUCAUCAAAGACUACAUCAAGGACGGCCUCAUCGUGCCAAUGGAAGUGACUGUCCAGCUCCUCGAAAACGCCAUGACCGAGACCAUCAAGAAGCAAGGCAACAAGCGCUUUCUCAUCGAUGGCUUCCCCCGUAAGAUGGACCAGGCCAUCAAGUUUGAGGAGACGGUCUGCCCGGCCAAGCUGGUGCUCUUCUACGACUGUCCCGAGGACGUCAUGGAGAGCCGCCUGCUCGAGCGCGGCAAGACGAGCGGACGCGCCGACGACAAUGCCGAGAGCAUCCGCAAGCGCUUCCGCACCUUUGUCGAGACGAGCAUGCCCGUGGUGGACUACUACGAAAAGCAGGGCCGUGUCGUGAAGCUCGAUGCCACCCCCACGCCGCAGGACGUCUACGCCAAGACGCGCGCGGAGCUCAGCAAGCGUCUGGGCCUGUAAAUGGAAGGCUCGAGGGGACCAAUGUACUUGGUGAUUGCCGCGUAUGCACCGAUGUCCACUGUCACAUAGAACCCUGCCCGCUCAAGGGGAUAUCGAGCAGUCGAGAUUAUGCUGUCUUGGAAAUAGCCGCCUUUUCACCUCGGCGAAUAACAGGAAAGAAGCGCAAAAUACAUCUACAGGUUAGAGAGGAAAAAAGCAAACUCGAGCUAGAGUGCGAAAACGAGGCAGGGUUAUAGGAGUGUGCGUGGUUGGUUGUAUGGUCUGCUGCGUCGAUUUACGGCAGUUCGUAGAAGUUGGAGAUGGGUUCUUUAUCUCUCCCGAGAUCGAUUUUGUUUCCCCAUCGAAUCCUCCUUGUAAUAGUCAAUUGUAUACCUAGAAAAAUCUGCUACCUGAGUUCUUGAAACCAAGAGAGAUAAUAGAGGCUCAGAAACAUCAUAGACCCACUUGCUGCUGCUUAACACGAACGCGCCACUAGUGGCACCUUUUCGACACAAUGCAGAGUAGACCCGCCCGUGUGUGUUCAAAAGCAAUACAUAUGUAUCGCGAAUAUCUCGUCACGCCAGAUUUCAUUUCUGGAACUCUACCCCCUGAAUGAGAAGGCUAGUUGUCAACAUUUCGUCCGUCAUGUAGCCAAGUAAGCAGCUCGCCCUGUCGAAGAAGCUCGUGACAGAUCUGCUCGCGAGAAAAGAAGAAUGAAAAUAUUCUGCUGUACUUUGAAGAUGGCCACACACGUGCCACACUGCAGCAAGUACGGUGGGUAUGCCUUUUCCGUUUAGCGCCACCUCGCUUACCGCAUAAAUCGA
Molecule: messenger RNA, 1919 nt
Organism: Colletotrichum destructivum
Lineage: Eukaryota; Fungi; Ascomycota; Sordariomycetes; Glomerellales; Glomerellaceae
Product: Putative adenylate kinase/UMP-CMP kinase, P-loop containing nucleoside triphosphate hydrolase
Exons: 2
Coding region: 217-1116 (299 amino acids)
Biological process (GO): 'de novo' pyrimidine nucleobase biosynthetic process; CDP biosynthetic process; UDP biosynthetic process
Cellular component (GO): nucleus; cytoplasm
Molecular function (GO): ATP binding; UMP kinase activity
Source: RefSeq, a predicted model, not a curated record